Nomascus leucogenys (northern white-cheeked gibbon) is the source of this 723-nucleotide messenger RNA. NCBI's taxonomy places the organism in Eukaryota, Metazoa, Chordata, Mammalia, Primates, Hylobatidae. The record is from RefSeq and is a predicted model, not a curated record.
AGCUGUUUGUGCUGGGAGCUGGUGGCGCGGAGCAGGGCUCUUAAGAACGAACGGCUUGGGCGCGGGUAAUCAGCUCCCUUUCCCCCACUUUCUCACUUAUUCUAGAUUGGUAUCCGGGGACUGUGACUUGCAGGGUCCGCCAUGGAGCCAGAACAGAUGCUGGAGGGACAAACGCAGGUUGCAGAAAAUCCUCACUCUGAGUACGGUCUCACAGACAACGUUGAGAGGAUAGUAGAAAAUGAGAAGAUUAAUGCAGAAAAGUCAUCAAAGCAGAAGGUAGAUCUCCAGUCUUUGCCAACUCGUGCCUACCUGGAUCAGACAGUUGUGCCUAUCUUAUUACAGGGACUUGCUGUGCUUGCAAAGGAAAGACCACCAAAUCCCAUUGAAUUUCUAGCAUCUUAUCUUUUAAAAAACAAGGCACAGUUUGAAGAUCGAAACUGACUUAAUGGGAAGAACAGAAAAAUUUAGUUGCUACUGUAGAUUUACAUGAUUAAGAGGCAGCUUUAAUUGCCAUGAUUAUUCCCCCUUUUUGGAUGCAUAAGAACCUUCCGGACAACAGAACCUAUUUCUGGAACUGCAGAAGAUAACAUAUUUCCCUUAUUUUGAUUUAAUCACCAUAAAACCAUACCUAUUUAAUGAGUGUAUUCUGUGCAGUUUUUUCUCAGAUUGUCUUUAACUUUGUUUUUAAAAUGACCUUCAAAAUAAACUGUCAAAACACCAUUA